UCCCCAGGGUCCUAUAUACACCGGGGCCAAUCAGCCAGCAUGAAGCGCAGGUAUGCGCCUCCCAAUCAGCGCGGCCGCGCGGGAACCCGCACAGCCAGGGCUGGACCGGCAGGACCAUGACAAUUGGGAGAUUUGUAACGAUCAUCUGAAGGGGGUCCACUUGGCUAUGACUGGCUCUUUGCAGAGGAGGAGGAGUGCUAAAGGAAGCUCUGGCUCAUGGGAGGAGCCAGGGAGAAGCUUCCACGAUGCAAUGAUCUGGAUUGCGCAGCAAAAGCGUCAGAUCGAAAUUACAUUCUGGGGAGAAGAUCCUGCAGGCAUAGGGAAGAAUCUCAUCAGCCACCAGAGGUUUCACCACUCUAUCCAGAACAGCCCGGAAGUGGACCGAGCAAGGAGUGACCUGGUAAAGAAAGGAGACAAAGGAAAUCUUCAUGCAUUGGAGCAGGAGUGGCACAGUCUACAGCAAAUGUCAUUUGCUCGAAUGCAGCAGCUGGGAGACCUCCAACAGAUCAUUCAAGAACUGUCCAAAGAGAUCAUGUGGGUCAAUGACAGGGAAGAAGAAGAGUUGAUCUUUGACUGGGGUGAAAAGAACCUAGAACAGUACAUUCCCCGGAAGCAAGAAAGCUAUUCAAAACUGACGAGUGCCCUUGAAGAGAAAGAAAAGCACCUGAAUAAAGUCAACGUCAAAGUGGACACCAUGCUGAAGAACAAACACCCAGCUUCAGACAAGAUAGAGGCCUACAGGGACACACUGCAGACUCAGUGGAAUUGGCUACUUCAAAUUACCAAAUGCAUUGAUGUGCACCUGAAGGAGAAUGCAGCAUACAAUCAGUUCUUUGAGGAGGCCAAUGAGACAUACAGAUGCCUGGAGAGGCAACAGGAAUCCAUCUCUAAAACAUUCACCUGUGACAAGAACACUUCAAUGGAAAGCUUGCUGGAGAUGGUCAGGGCAUUAGAGAGGGAGGAAGAGACAAGAAAGGAUCACAAGAGACAAGUUCAACGUCUUGUUAAAAAGUCCAACAGCAUUGUGAGACUGAAAUCCAGAAACCCAGAAGACAAGAGCACCCGACCUGUGAUUGUCAAAGCCCUGUGUGACUUCAAACAAGACCAGAAGGUGAUCUGUAAGGGUGAUGAGGCAAUUUUGAAGGACAACAGUCAACGCACCAAGUGGGAGGUUACAGGUCCGGGUGGACUAGAUAUGGUGAUACCAUCGGUGUGCUUGAUCCUCCCUCCUCCCAAUCCAUUCAGCAUCAAUCUGGCUACCAAAUUCUUCAUGGUGUGGAGGACGUCUACAAUGGUUUCAUUAUGUGAGGUUGUGAUAAUAACACUGCUGUUAAACCUAGAUGUCUUGCAGGUGAUAAAAACGACAUCUUCGUUUGGGUUAACAGGACAUCCACUGAGUGUGUUACCAGGAGAGUUGUUGGAUGGUACAACACUACUUCAGCUGAUUGUUGGACUGCCAUUGCUGCUGCACACACUGAUUGGACACAGUGAGGCUUUGGUGCAUUCAAGAUUGCUGUUUUCCUUUCAGAGAAAUGAAGAGUACUAUGAGUCGAUCAUGUCCAUUUGGAAUCAGCUGUACAUCAAUGUUAAGAAUCUUAUUGCCUGGCAGUACUGCCUUCUGGAUAUCAAACACAUCAACUCUCUCACCAUCCCCAUGCUGGCACAGAUGAGUGCUAAGGAGUACUCCCAGUUUCUCAAUAGCCUUGAGAGUCAUUAUGAAGACUUCAAACUGUGUUGUCAAGGCUCACAGAUGUUUGGUGAUCAUGACAAGAGGACCAUCGAGAGCCAAUUCAAUGGGGCUAAAGCCCACUAUGGAACUCUUGUUGUGCAGUUACCUGCUUACAAAGCCCAGCAAGCACAGCAACAGCUAAUUAUAAUGACAGCAGCUGCUGAUGAGGUUUCCAAAAAGCUAGAGGAAGAGCAGCAGAGAACAGAGCUCAAAAAAGUUAAGAAAUGGAAGGGGAAAGUGUCAAAGAAAGAGCCAGUGAAGAAGAAGGUUGCUUGGUUAACAGAGCUACAUGCACUCAGACUGAAGCUGGAAGCAGCUGAAGGCUUUCUGUGUCAGCAUGUUCACAUCUGCUUGGGAGAUGAUGGGACCACAGACUGUGGACUCAAAAUCACACAAUUAGAGAACCUGCAGCUUGAUGUCAGCGUGAUAAAAGACGAGUACAUAAAUCAGAGGGAGAAUAUUAUGAAAGAACUGGAGAGCCUGAAUGAUUCAGACAAAGCUGAGUUUCUACGCAGUGAGCUUGACAUUAUCAUCCAACGUCUCAGCACUCUGGAAAAUAACUCAUCAAAUUAUCUCCAACAGCUCCAGGCUCUAAGGGACAUGCUGGAAACUAUGGCACGUGCGGAAGAUAUAGUUAAAGUUCAUGAGGCAAGAUUGACAGAGAAGGAGACCACUUCUCUAUCACUGGGAGAUGUAAAGGAUGACUUGAAGACUCUUAAGAAUAUUUCUGAGGAAGUGAAUCAGCAAAGUGAUGUUCUGGCCUCACUGGAGGCAGAACUUGUCAAGGCUUAUUGCUGGAAUGCCCAGGUGGGUGGACCCUUCUACAGGUGUAAUAUGAUGUUGUCAAAAUACACUGAGCAGGUGGGAAGACUGUCAGACAGGUGGAGCAGAAUCAAGGCACAGAUAGACACCAGACUCCAGGAUUUGCAGCAGUACCUGCCUCAGCUGGAGCACUACAAGCAAUCCAGUUCCUCCCUCACUGAAUGGAUUGAUAAAACUCGCAAAAUGAAAGACAUCCUGCAGGUCACCAAUAUACAAAAUAUUCAAUCUGUGAAAGACCACAUCAACAAUCACAAGGCUCUGAAUGCAGACGUUAAAUCAAACAGGGACUCAUUAGAAAGUGUCCUGAAAGACAAUGAUGCCUGUGUGACCUCUAUCAAGGAUUAUGAAACAGACCUAGCCUGUUAUGCCUCUGGAUUAGAGACUUUGCUCAAUAUCCCGAUUAAGAGAACAAUGCUGAGAUCGCCAUCCAUGGAUCUUAUUCUGGAGGCUACUCAACUGCAGACCCAGUACAUGGAGUUACUUACUUUGUCUAAUGACUACUUGAAAUUCCUAGGAGAGCUCCUCAAAAACAUGGAGGGUAUUAAGAUUCGUAGCACUGGGAUUGACCUGUUAGAAGAACAACUUCACAUGUUGAGGGCGGCUAUUGAAGACCACAAUAACAAGAAUAAAUGUCUUGAAGAUGCUGUUGGCCACUAUAAACUUGAGCUGUUCCAGUCACAGGAAAAGCUGCUGUCAAUGGAGGAGAUUGAGCGAACAGCUGCUCUGCAGUGCAAUGCUGCAAAAGAGAGCCUAGAGAACACUCACAACAAACUGGCGGACUUUGCUGAUCAAGUGGCACGUCUAAACUACUUGCUCGACGAAGAAAAGAGGAAGAGAGAAUUGGCAGAGGAGCGCUACACCCAACAACAAGCAGAGUAUGAGUCAGUCCUUAGAAAGAGGGAUACAGAACUGGAGAGUGUCAGCUGGUCCAAAGUAGCAGUGGAAUAGAACAAUGCAAAACAAGAGUAUGAUAUUAAACAGCAGCAGUGUAAACUAGAGGAGGAAACCUCGAAGGUGAAAGAGCUCCAGAAUGAGAUUUCAAAGACUUCACCCACAAUGCUAUCACUGCAGUCGCAGUACACUCACACUGUGAAUGAGAGAGAUGCUCUUCGACUGAAACUCCAGUUGUCUGGGUCAGACAAAGAUCAGCUCCAAAGGCUAGAGGAGGAACUCAGACGCAUUAAGUUGUCUCUUGAUUCAGAGCUACAAAAUAAACAACGUUUUCUGGAGGAGAAUGAGUGGGUGAAAAGAGAUUUAAGUUACUGGAAGGAACAAUGUGAAAGUAAGCAGGGCCUUGUCAACCAGUAUGAAGCAGACAAGGAAUAUCUGGAAAGGGAAAAGACUACUUUGAAAAGUGAGGUUGAGAGGCUUUCAAGGAAACAUAGUGAACUUGAGAAAACAUAUAAAGAAAAGCUGUCAGUCCUCCAGAAAGAAUUCACAGAUUUGAAUAUUGUGAGACAAACUUUGCAGGAUGAGUUAAAGAAAACUAGAGAAACCCCAAUUUUGGAUCCCUCCACUGUCAUCUUUGAUGGUGUCCGGAAACCAAUCACAGCAGCCCAAUUGCUUGACUAACCUAAAACACCAACAACUGUCCAAGGACUAAGAAACCAGGUCUCUGACAAAGAUCUAGUAGAUGCAAACUUGCUGGAGCCAUCUGAUAUUGAUGAACUGAAACAAGGGAGACUGACAAGUCAGGACAUUGAGUACCGCCUGCGGUCCUUUUUUGGCAUGUCCACCUGCAUUGCAGGACUAUUUGAUGAAUCCAGUGAUAAGGUGAUGACAUUUUAUGAGGGCAUGAAAUGUGGACUCCUGAAACCUGAGACCACUCUCGAGCUUCUUGAAGCCCAGGCUGCCUCAGGUUUUAUAGUUGAUCCUGUGCACAAUAUUCACCUCACUGUUAGUGAUGCUUAUAACAAAGGAUUAUUUGGGCUAGAGUGCAUGGACACCCUGCUAUCAGCAGAAAAAGCUGUGACUGGUUACAAACUCCCUGGUACAGAAAAGGUGAUCUCCCUUUUCCAGGCAUUAAAGAGGGGUCUAGUUGUGAAAGAACAUGGCAUCCAUCUUUUAGAGGUCCAGAUUGCCACUGGUGGUAUUUUUGAUCCUGAACUCAGCCAUCGGAUUGAUAUAAACAUGGCUUACAGUAAAGGAUACUUGGAUGAGGAAAUGAAUAAUCUCAUGACUGAUGCGGAUGUUGGUGGUAAGUACUUCUUUGACCCUAAUACAGAGGAAAACGUAACCUACCUGGAGCUUAAGAAACGUUGCAUUACUGAUAGGAAGACUGGCCUAAUCCUUUUGCCAAUUAUAUACAAGGAAAAACAAGACGGAACUAUAAAAAACACCCUGCGAAAGAGGAGGGUAAUAAUUGUGGACCCUCAGACUAAUAAAGAGAUGUCUGUAUCUGAAGCAUAUAAUAAAGGAUAUAUUGACCACAACACCUACCUGGAGCUGUCUCAACAGGAGUGUGAGUGGGAAGAGAUCAGUAGCACUGCUCCAGAUGGUUCCAAAUGUUUCAUUAUCGUUGACAGGGCAACAGGUAGAAAGUAUGACGUCAGUAAACUACUUGAAAAAAAAGUCAUUGAUGACUCAGUUUUUGAGCAGUAUAACUCAGGUAUCAUCACCUUAACAGAGUUUGCAGAUAUCAUCACUGAAAAAACUGAGCAUGGAUUGCCACCAACAAAAAUGUCCACAUCACAGGCUUCACUUCCAACUUCAGUGUUAUCAUCAACAAUAUUAUCAAAAUCUUCCUCCAUCACAAAUACAUCUACAACAAUACCACCCCCCAUUAAAGAAGAAAGCUUUGCAACGAGCAGUGGUUUCCGAGAGUCAUCUGAUACCUUAAAUCAAAUAUCUAGUUUCUCUAUCACAUUGGCCUUCCCAAUUGAAUGUGUUUGUGAAAAGGAUCCUGUGGGUGUCAUAUUUAAUUCAGAGACUUUAGACAAAAUAUCUAUAAUGGGGGCUCUAAAUUGUGGUCUUGUUGAUACUAUUACUGCUCAAAGACUGCUGGAGGCCCAGGCGUGCACUGGAGGAAUCAUAAAUCCAGAAAACGGGCGUCGACUCAGCAUCCAAGAAGCUUCCCGCCAAGCUAUAAUUAAUGAUGAUAUGGCUACUAAACUCAAGCCUGCCCAGAAAGCAUUUAUUGGCUUUGAGGAUAUGAAAACUGGAAAGAAAAUGUCUGCUGCUGAAGCCAUUAAGGAGAUGUGGCUACCUUAUGAGGCAGGCCAGAGGUUUUUGGAGUUCCAAUUUGUAACAGGAGGACUUUAUGACCCAGAAUUGGGCUGUAGACGGACCACAGCAGCUGCUCUGAAAAUGGGCUGGAUUGAUGGUAGCACUGCUAUGAAACUCCAAGACAUCAGACACCACACAAAGAAUUCAGUAUGCCCCAAUAGCAAAUUGAAGAUCUCUUAUAAGGAGGCUCUUGACAACUGUCUACUGGAGGAGAACACUGGUCUGAGAAUGUUACCAGCAUCAUCAGUGUCCUCCAGAGGAAUAAGCAGUCCUUAUAAUUAUGCGUCUGCCCCAGGAUCCAUCACAGGGUCUAGAAGUGGCUCACGGCGAAGUUCCCGAAGAAGCAGUUUGGAUUUAGGCUCCCUCACCUCUGUCCACCAGUCACCACAACCAUACAAGCUUUACCAACCUCUUAUCUAAUCUCACAUUAAAUCAAAAUAGAAUCCAUAUGUAGUGGAAAGUGUUGGCCUCACAGUUCUGAGGUCCCUGGUUCAAUCCUGGCCCUCCCUGUGUAGAGGUUGCAUGUUCUUCCCGUGCCUGCGUGGGUUUUCUCCAGGCACUCCGGUUUCCUCCCACAUCCCAAAAUAAUGCAACAUUAAUUGGUCACUAAAAAUAGCCCCUAGGUGAGAUUGUGAGUGUGGCUGUUUGUCUCUAUGUGGUCUGCAAUUGGCUAGCAACCAAUUCAGGGUGUACCCCGCCUUCUACCCGUUGACAGGUGGGAUAGUUCCGCGACCCUUGUGAGGAAAAGCGGCUAAGAAAAUGGAUGGAUGGAUAGAAUCCAUGUCUGUGACUCUCCAACCCGAAACUGAUUUGGAAGACCGAGGUACAGCGCAUAAAGCAUUCACUAUGUGAAAAGGAUAGAUUUUCAGAUGUCAUUCAAACACCAGAAAAAUGAAAAAAGAUUACUUCCCACUUACAUUUGAUUUGAAUUUCUUGGGAAAAAAAACUAUUGAGAGGGUAUUCCGAAAUCAACAUGAGAAAAGUCAAGACAAUGAAAAGAACUCAACACCACUAAUUGGAAGCGGUUGAAGGCAAAGCCAAGAAAACCACAUCCAGUCUAAGAUUAACAGAAAUCUUGAGAUUAUCUGCAGCAGUACAUUGACUUCAAAUGCAUGUCAUUGCACCGAUGAACCAACACAAAGUCGUAAUGUAGUACUUCGUGUUGUAAGGAACUCAACCUUGUUGUGACCUUAAUCCUGAAACAGCGUUUCCAAUCUUUAAAUGGACAUACAUUAUCUUCACCAAAUGCUACCCCAUUUCCACAAUCUAUACAUAAUUGAAAAGCACUUUUAAUGCCUUUUGAGAAAAUGUAUAUUGCUCAAGUCAUGAUCAUGCAACCUCUAUAAAACUAUACAUCUUUUUUUUAAUGUGUAAGAAAUUGGCAGUCUUGUUGGCAGAUAAAUAAAUAUAUGAAUGCGCAAAGCCGCAGCAACUUAAUGGAUGCUAAUGUCCCACUUGUUUUUUGUAAUUAUGUCUUGGUGUGAAAGGGGCUUUUUUUUGCUUUGGGAACAUAAUGCUCUGAUUUUAUUUAUUCUGUAUUAAUUAGGGUAUUGGGUUUAUUUUUAUUCCUGCAGAGGGCUCCAAAAUUGUAGCUGUACCUCAAAGUUUGACCACAACCAGAGGUUGGGUUUGUAGUUAACUAAACUCUUACCAUGAUUGAACAUUAUCUGUCCAGAUAAUAAGUUGAGAAACAUUUUAACAAAAGUUGAGAUUCAAGUUUAGAGAGAGGCGCCACAGUGUUUAACCAGUUAAGCAAAUCUGCCUCACAGUUCUGAGUACCUGGGUUCAAAUCUGGCCUCUCCUGUGUGAAGUAAAUUCUCCUCAUGGUUAGGUUGGUUGGUGUGCUUUUUGCUGUUUUUAUUGAACAGGUACAGAAGUCAUCAGCUCAAAACAGGACAGAACACAGACCAGGCACACUGACAGCUAAUUUUGGUCGGAUUCCAGAUUGUACAAUUUUUGUGGAUUUUGAAUUUCAAGGUAUCACUGUUCACUAAUUUUGUGUUUAUUGUGUUUUUUGUUUCUUCCAAUUUUCAAGUCCUGUAAUAGUUUA
Molecule: messenger RNA, 7826 nt
Organism: Syngnathoides biaculeatus (alligator pipefish)
Lineage: Eukaryota; Metazoa; Chordata; Actinopteri; Syngnathiformes; Syngnathidae
Product: desmoplakin-A
Exons: 26
Biological process (GO): cell-cell adhesion; skin development; wound healing
Cellular component (GO): cytoplasm; cytoskeleton; intermediate filament
Molecular function (GO): structural molecule activity
Source: RefSeq, a predicted model, not a curated record